GUCAUGAUGGCUGAUAGUUAAUGAAGAAGGUGUGUGUGUGUUGGAGGGAAGCGAAGAGUCGGCAACCGCGCAGGCCAGUCAGCGCAGGCGACUCCGCACACGACUCGAGACGCUCCCCUGCCUCAGUUCGGUCACGACUGGCGAGGGCUACGGACGUGCUGCGCUUGGGUCCGUCAGCUUUGCUAGCACAUUUUUUUCAUUCCUUUUUGGAUGGUUGGAGCUUGUUAUCCUGUCGAAUGGUGACCACCUUGGUGUGAAAUAGUGAAGACGUCAGCAAAGACCAUCGCAGCGGUCCAAAAGUUCAGAAAUUAAAAAUCAAGAAAGAAAAGAAAGUGAAAUUAUUAAAUUUUUUGCUGUAAAUUCUAUUAAUUAAAGUGUUAAUCGAUUUUGUUUGUGAACGCAGUUUUCUCUCCGAAAGCUCAUCCAAAUUAAAAAAGUAUAUAUAUACAUAUAUAUCAAGUGUGACGAGUCUUAGUUAAGACCUCAAGUUGCCAUACACCUGCCGCUUGACUUCGGCAGAUCGCGGAAGAAAAAGAAAAAAGCCGAAUCUCUUCAUCUCACUUAAGUGAUUUUAUUUUUUGAGAGACUGGUGCUAGCGAGAGAUUGUCUCAUGGCCGGAUGGUGAGCCAAGGUGUGACACCUCCGGGUAGCGUUAAACCGGACAGCGGAUUACAGCAGCCACUUUAUCACUGAAGACUCCAGAUAAGACCAACACGUACUAAAUAUGGACCCGCCCAACAACAUGGAUCUGGAGCUCUUUGAGGCUCUUCUGGCCAACAUGCAACAAAAUCUUCCCCAAGGCGCCUACGAUGAUGUCGAUGACGACGACGAUGACGACUACGAGGACGACGACGACGACGAUGACGACGACGACUACGACUACCCUGGAGGUCACGAACACAACAUCCACACAAUGGCUAACCCCUUCGGUGGAGGCGGAGGCGACGGAGGGGGCGGCAUGGGCGGGGGAGACAUGGGCGGCGUGUCCCUACCCACGAUGCAGACCAUGAGCAUCUUGCAGGGUCUCCUUAAUAUGAAUCCGGGUGCCAUUCCUGGCGGCGUCCCAGACAUGGGAGGUGCCAUGAACCCCGGUAUGGCAGGCAUGGGCUCCCCCAUGGACGGCGGGGCGGGGAGUUUCCUCUCAAACAUGCCAUCAUUCAUGCCCGCCAUGAACCAAGACAUGGCCGGUACCCUUGCUGGGGCCUUCGCAGGUGGCAUGAGCGCCCUCAUGGACGGCUUCGCGGGAGGCAAUGGAGGGAAUGGAGCUACAAUUCAGGAAUACGAUGACGAUGAGCUCCUGUCUGAUGAGGACGAUGAAGACGACGAGGACGAUGACGACGAUAUGGACGAUAGGGUCGGCAUGGGCACCGUGGCUGCAGCCGCUGCAGGUGUAGCUGCUGUUGGUGCUGUUGGCGGUCUUAUGGCCUCUGGAAUGCUAGGAUCCUCACACCCGUCAGCUUCCCAUGGGGUGCACGGUCCUCUCCCUGUCCACAUGCAGCAUCCCGACCACAAUCCUAUGGGUGGGCAUCCUGGAAAUGCGUUACUAGCAGUGCAUAAUUCUCACCAGGGCCAUCCGCCCCCGGUAGGCUUCACACACAGUUAUAACCCGGCAGAUAUCAUGAGUCCGCCCACUUCCCACCCACAGAUCCCACACAGCAUAGCAUCUUCACCAUCCAUGCACCACACCAACAUGGCGCCUAGCAUCAGCGGAGGAUCUGUGAGAAGUGUGGACCCUCUAGCGGGAGUCUCCAUGGGUUUGGCAGGCAUGGCAGCAGGGGCAGGCAUCCUGGCGCCCGUUGUCGGUAGUCUGCUGGCUAGUGGUGGGAAGUCCUUGUCUCAACUGGACAAUUCUGAUACUUCCAGUGUGACGUUUGUUGGUGAUGACUCCUUGGACAGUUCCACCAAAACACUUCCCGCUGACCGUUCAGCAGACCAUAAUGCUGUGGCUGCAACGGCAGCAGCUCUGGAAAAAAUGCACAUUACGCCACCCCAGAAGAAUGAUGCGAAGCCUGCUGUUAAAUCUGACCUUGCAACCGGACCCCAAAAAGAGGCUUCAAAGGCCAAAAAAGAAGAAAAUGACAGUGAAGCUGAAGAGGAGGAGGAUGAUGAUGAAACUGAACCAAAUGAAGAUGUACCCAGGCCAACAAGAGUAGACACGCCAUUAAAUAAAUUAGAUGAUGAUAAGUCCAGUGUAGGUGCCGACUCCAUCCCGGGAUCAGAAUCCGGUGAUGGCAAGUCUGACACAGAAAGUGUCAGGAAGAAGACCCCGUCCCCUGUCCUUGUUGGAAAGUUAGGACGACUCAGUCCCACUGGCAGUGAAUCCACUCCGGUACUAGAGUCUGCGAGUUGUGCUUCUAUCACUGACUUGGCAAGUGCGACGGAGUCGAUGCGAGAUUCCGAUACUGACAACCAUUCAGAUGCUCACAACGUUACGGCCAAUCUUUCAGACCUGGACAAUGACCUCCACGAGGCCCAACCCAAAGUUCGCGCCCCUCCACAGUAUGCCGUCGGCGCCCUUCCCAUCGUUAUAGAGAAGCCAACGUUUGGCUGGCAAUCUAUGGUGGGUUUGGACACGGCCAAGGAUGCAUUAAAGAAUUUGUUUAUGAGUGAAGCAUUCCCAGAAGUGUAUGAGGGGACUCAAGGUACUUGCAAAGGUGUGCUGCUGUUUGGGCCCUCAGGGUCUGGGAAGACUUGUCUUGCACGAGCGCUUGCCAAAGAAGCCAACGAUGCUAUUUUGAUUGGUAUAUCAACGGCCUACCUAGCAACGCAGGCCCCCCUCGAAGCCCCCAAAAUUGUGCGGUAUCUGUUUGACCACGCCCGCAUGAACAGCCCUGCAGUCAUAUUGUUUGAUGAAGUGGACGCCCUCUGCUAUGAUAGGUCCAGCGAGACGGCACUAAGAGCAAAGGCAGAAUUACUGUCUCAAAUCAGAGGUAUGACUACCCUAAACCCUCAGUACCCGCCUCGCAUCGACCCCACUGCCUUCAAUGACGGCAUCAUGGUCCUGGGCACCACUAACCAACCCUGGCUCUUGGAGGAUGACCUCAGGAGAAUCUUCACUUACAACAUUCACGUCAAGCUCCCGAGUGAGAAGGCGCGAGAGGAGCUCUACAGAAUGUUCCUGCAAGCGUUGCCACAUAAUAUUAAUGAUGAUCAGUUCAAGUGCCUAGUAGCGAAGAGCGAAGGGUACUCUGCUGCUGACGUCAAUACUGUGAUCAGACAAGUGGCUCACAUGCCUCCCAGUGAUCCAAAUAAAUACAUACAGAAUGCCCCUAGGGUUAUUACCUUCGAUGACCUCGCCACUGUGAUGACUGACUACAGAUGUAGAUUUACAGCGGAGGUGUCCGUCAAGUACCAGACUUACAUCAAGGCCGCUACCCACAGAUCUGAAGAGCGACGAGAAGACACCAAGAGUGAGGAGAAGGGUAAACCCAAGGGCGUGAGGAAGUUCGGUCAACGGAUCGCCAAGUCCAUUGCCGCCGCUCUCGUUGCUGUGAUAGAUUAAACUGUGUCUAGAUUAUAGUGAAAAGACAGACCCUGGCGGUGGGUACAGUCCAAAGCUGCACUCUAGAGUUGUGUCAGCGCGGACCAUGGUUACAGCAAGUCGCUGGGGAAGUUGUAAUUAGCUUUGUACAGUCUGUCUGUGAUGAACCAUUUUUUUUUUUUGACCUGCAUUGGCCAUGAUCCGGGCUGAGUAUGAUAGUGACCUGAAGUGUACUCAUCAGAUGAAAUGAUGAGGCACUUCUGAUGUUGGUGUGUUUAGUGUGAAGUGCUGCCGCUGUGCCUCGGCCAGGGUUGGAAGAACUUAGUCACUCAAAGUCAUUUCCUGAUCCCCACCAUCUACAAGCAAACUCCCGCCCUCCAGUCCCUGAGCCCCUUCCGUUGAUGUCCUUCCCGCCCGCCACGCACCCACAAUUCUGCGGGCAAGCUGCCUAACAAAAAAAGCCCCACAGCCCAGGAUUCCCGAAUGCCUAGCAGCCUAUGGAUUUUAAAAGUGUUGAAAAUUGCCAAAGCGGUAUGGCCCGUUCAGUUCUACCUAAUGGUGUUAAUGGUGACUUUUAAUUCCUAACUGCCCCAUGUGCUUUUGACUGAAAGACGUGAUGUAAAGUUGCGACAGGCGUCUACUCGCUUGGUGAUCUGCUGACGAGUCUGCUAAAGUGCUGUGCUGUGCUGUGCUGUGCUAGGGAAUGGUCCAUUAGUGCUAAAAGUUAAGGUGUACAAAGGUUACUACCAAGGCUGCUAGGUUUAGCAUACCACUGGGGAUCUACUACUACUACUACUAUUAUAUAGCAUCAUAAAAAGCGUGUGAAAUAUUUUUUUUUUAAGAUGCCUGGUCUAUGUUGUACAAAUCUUCUUCAAUAGAUAAUCAUUCAUUUCGCCUAAGUCACGUGAUCUCAAAAAGUGCGCAAGCAGUAACUCCCCAUUUUAUAACGUAGGUAAAAUGUGUUUUUAGUGAUUUUAAAGUGAUAAACAUACAAUAAGUGUCUUACUAUUAUUAUUAUUAUAAUUAUUAUUAUUAUUAUUAUUAUUGUUAUUACAGUUGACAUGGAAACUAAAAAUAAAAAAAAAGACAGAAAAUUAUUACCAGUCAGAAUCAUAGAUGGAGUGACCAAAGGUGAAAACCCCCCCAAAAAAAAACACAAACAAAAGACUUGAGGUAUUUCGGCAAGUCUUCCACUGAUGGGCGUGCUCCUUGUGAUAUCUUGAGUAGACACACACACUGUUUGAGGAAGCCGUAGUGAGAAGCUGUGGGUCGGGGUACAUCACUGUGGCAGUGUUCAUACCCGCUGCUCUUUUGUGCUUGGGGGUGAAUAUUGCAAUGGGGUUAUAACAUAGUUGCUGUUGUUGUUCAGGCAGGUAUUAUUUUUCCCCCCCUUUAAAAAAUGUAAUUUUUUUUUUUGUAAAUUGAUUUUUUUUUUAAAUAUUGUAUAUUAGUCUGUUAUUCUGUUACCCUUCCUCCCCCCCCCCUUCCCCCUCUCCCCUCAGUCCGUCCGCUGGAGAAUUGGCAUUAUGUGUAUAUUACAUUUUUUUUUUUUUUAAAGAGAUCUCACUUGAAUCCCAAGACAAAGGAGCCGCGUAUAGUUAAAGACGAGUCUUCAAGUGUGUGUAAGUGCUGCUUACACUUAUGUCACCACUGUUGCAGCCGUGUGUGAGUGGUCAUGGUGGACAGUGAGCCACUUUUUAUGUAAUUUACAAUGUUAUUCUUUAAUUAAAAGCAAAAUAUAGUGCCUGCAGUACCUACCCCCAUGAGCACUCUCCUCCGGCACCAACAGUCCCCCUUCCCUCCCUCCCUCUUAGUUGUAUAGUUUGUGUAAUGUUGGCAUGUGACUGCAGUGAUGGUGACUGCAGUGAUGCAGUGAUGGUGGUGCAGGCUGGUGCUUACCCUCGGCUGGGGGUGGUGGAAUGCAGCUUCUUGCUUUAAUUUGUUUGUUGGUUCUAUUUGAUGUUAUGAAUAUUUUUUGGUGGGUUACGGUAGAUAUCUUUUAAUUUUUUUUUCUCUUGCUGUUUUGGCCUGAUUUUAAGGGAUCCUUUGGACUUUUGGAUAGACAAGUCCCUGUGGAAUUCCUUCACUUUUGGCCAUUGGGUGAGCACCUAACCUGCUUAUACACUAAAUUCAGCUGCCCCUGUUUCGCUUAAUUAGAAAUAUGGAUGGCGAGCAUUCUCCCCCCCCCCUCCUCCUCCUUCCCCCUUGUUCCUUCCGUAGCUCUGGCCGGUCCCUCACUAGUCACGUCUUCCUCAUAGUUUCAAAAUCCAUUUAAUUCGCCUAAUUUAUUGAGUUUUUUUGACGGUUUUUAAAUCAUAUCGGAUAUUAUUUUUAAGAUUUUGAUACUGCUGUACGCUGGUUGAGGACGUGGCAGCGGGGCUCCCCCAAGCUACAGGUGAUGUUAAGAGGGUGGAGUUGUGUCUUGGAGCCUUGCGCUAGCCUAAAGAGUAUCGGCACCUUUAUACUUCCAAGUGCACCGCCGUUUAUAAGUGUGAAAAGUUUAAUUUUAAUUGAAAUAUUGCAUUUAUAGAGCCACUGUUUUAGCCUUUAGCAUUUGUUCGUGCUUAGCUGUUAAGGAUGGUAAAAAGAGACUGUGUAACAGUCUUUGUUGUGUGUGUGAAGUGAAACUUUAUAUAGUGUCGCCACAGAUCUUUCUGGGGCGGGUGGGUGGCACUUCUCCCCCCGGCCACCCACUAACCUCCCCCGUAGUUGCUAAUGACUACCCUCCACUCGCCCACACAAUCCCAGAGUGUUGUUAUAGUGUGGGGGAGCAUAUAUCCUCCCUUUUGCUGUUACUGUGGGGGAGGGGGGGAGGCUUGUCUCUUGCGCACAUGUUACGGCGGGCUUGUCAAGUGAUUCUUGUGGUCAUGAUGUGAUUGCGGUGUACUGUAGAAAGAGUAUAUUUGAUCAGAGAUGGCAAUAGAUUUUUUUUGUUUGUUUGUUAUAAACAUGACAACGCACAAAC
Messenger RNA from Procambarus clarkii (red swamp crayfish), 6446 nucleotides. Lineage: Eukaryota; Metazoa; Arthropoda; Malacostraca; Decapoda; Cambaridae. The record is from RefSeq and is a predicted model, not a curated record.